Pomacea canaliculata is the source of this 3140-nucleotide messenger RNA. RefSeq lists its product as uncharacterized. The transcript is spliced from 4 exons. The record is from RefSeq and is a predicted model, not a curated record. Lineage: Eukaryota; Metazoa; Mollusca; Gastropoda; Architaenioglossa; Ampullariidae. Bases 2754 to 3089 code for a protein of 111 amino acids.
AUUGCGACAUGUGUAUCCUGACUAGACAUGGUCUAUGCUAUAAAUAGAACAAGGUGGAAAACCCAGGCGAAAAGAAAGAUAAAAUCAUACUUUAAAUCCGGUUAGGCCCACGCCUAUGACUAAAGGGUGGUGAGUGAGGUGCAAAGUAUUUUUAGAGGCUGAUGAAGAGAGAGAGAGAAAGGAGCAUGAAUACUGGAAGAAAGUAAAUACUUUAUCCGAUGUGCUAACUGUAGGGAGGGAGAAACGGAAUAAAUACUUUAUUCAAUAUACUAACAAAGAUCUCCAAAAAUAAGCAGUAACGUAGUUUUUACACCAUUUCAGCGAAGCUAGACGAACGAUCAAAGUUAUGUCUUUGGUCGAGAAUCUGGGCUUUACUACAGCAAUGCAGUCGAAUGAUCAACUAUCCGUCAUCGCAAGGAAAGAUGCCAUGAACGGCACUGUGAAGCAUGCAGUGCAGCAUGAGGACAGUGACUUGCGACCCUUGCAGACUAGCCAAAAGUUUUGAAAGAGAAACUGGACUCUGCUUCUAUUGCCGAUGACGGCACAGUUAAGAACUCAGUCGCUACCUUCACUACUGCUGAAAAGUCUCUGCUGCAUAGCUGCCCUGAGAAAUUUCUAGAGAAGCAAAGCAAGAUAACUGAACAACUUCGUAACGAAGAAGAUUUGACCAACCAAACAUUCGAUGGACAGAAAUCUCCACUCCUGAUAAAAAUGAAUCUUAUUUAAUCAAACUUGAUCACCGCGAGGAAAGAAAAAUAGUGAGAGAAGGUCCCGCAGAACACGAGGAAGAGAAAGUCCAAAACAGUAACAAAUCAUGUGACAUUGACACACACAACUCUAUCGAGAAUUCACCCUCUCGUCAGACUUCAGGACCUCCCGAGCCUCAUACAUUUUCAAGGGCCCCUUCUCCCACCGAUGAAGGCACAUCAUAUGCAGGUCCGACGGAACAUGACGAAAGCGAAAAACAAGAGGAGAAAAUAAUCAGUGUGUGCAGUGUGAACAGUGACCCUGAAGAUGUCUCUAACAAUGGCUGGGCUCUCAAAUCUACUUUAUCAAAGAAGUUUGGGUCUUUAUGGGGGUUAGAGGUCACCACUCUCAAGAGUGGCCCCACGGAGCACGACGAGCAUGCUCUGCCGCGAGAACCGACCGAAAAUGACGACUCCGGUCAAUUUUACGAUCCAGUGGACAGAAGGUGGUCAAGGAGAUGAACUGUCCGCGGCUGAUAAACAAUCGUCGCGUCGCCUGAUGACAACACGCCAGACACUUACCAGAAUCGAAAGGAUCUGACUACAAAGACUCAACCUCCUUGCGAAAGCUCGGAGUGUUUCAGUCUUUUUCAAGAUCCUCCGCUACCUUCUCACCCAGAUGAGUUUACUGGCGUUAUAUCCGUGAGUUUUGAACGACCAGCACAGCAGGACAAGGUCUGUGCGCAUGUGGGCAGCGACAGAAAAGCCGUGUCAUUCGUGGUGCGUGUAGAUGCUCGUGGAGGGGAGAACGAGGAGAAUACCGAAUGGCAACGGCAGUUGGUGACGGGGCUUUGUCACAUGGAUCCGUCAGAUUGCCAACGAAAAUGCACGCGAGCACAGAAGCAGCAGGCCUGUCGCGACGAUAGGUCCGAUGGCGACAAACAGCAACGCACUGUUACACGGAUGAAAAGGAGUCGUGCUGCUAGCAAUAAUCAUCAACCAGGCCCUGCUUCUCAAGGUUACAGAACAAGAACAUCGACAGCAAAUUACAGUAAACGUAAUGCUAAAAAUAGACUCGAACUUCCAAAGGUGCGGGAAGCGGCGACGACCUCAAGAAAAAACACACACCAGUUCUGUAAGUUUCCAGUUAACAGCAAAAAAAGACAAGUUUUCACAAAAAAGGCAGCCAGGAGGUGGGGUCACACCAAAUUCGGACGUCAACAGAGAAAAAAGGGUAGCGAGAAAUUUGAAACAUACAUUUAAAAUAAAACGAUUACAAGGAGCAAAGAAAUCUGGAAAAUAAAUAGUUCUAACAAUCUGAGAGCAGGAAGUUCUCGCCUCUUUGACGACAAUGCAUGGGCCAGGAGUCAACAUCCUCAGUUCGGCCACAUGCGCGCGAGCUCGCCUCAAAGAAAGCCAGAUCCAACUGGAAGGACAUGCCAGUCAUCGAGAGGUCGUGAUGACCCUUUAUCUCACUCUGCGGCGUCGUCAUUUGAAUUCCAGGACAGGAAUCCUAGUUUUCUGCGGACGAUGCGUAGCAACGCCAAGAAAUAGCCUUCAGUCUCGGCCUAUGCUCAGAGAGCUAAACAGACAUGACAACCGACAGCAGCAUCCAUCAGAAGCGAACAACGACAACGAUUACAAUAAUAGCAACAGCAAUGAUAGCAACAUUGUGUGGCAAUAUGAACUAAGAAACAUCCACAGGGUAGUAGUCCAGUGCAGCCUCACGACACAAAUUAUGAACUGGUACCCCGAGGGCUGUUGUCGGAAACUGAUUGCUCGAGCGUUAGGAGCGAUGGUCCACUGUCAGCCGACACCUGCAGGAGCCAGGCGCAGCUUCCCGCUUCUCCGCUGUUUCAACCAGAAAGCGACAACUUCGACGUUGUUGUGCAUAGAGAAGGUCCUAGCGGUCGGAGAGGAGAGACUCCCGCGUGUCCGAACGCUCUGAGAGCCGUGCGCUUGAGACGACAAGCUGUCUGGGCAGAUGGGUGGCCUGCUGUCAAUUUGCAGACGGUGAGAACUACUCGCGAGGGGACCAUAGUGGACCUACAGACACUUGACGUGGAUAUGCACAGUCCCCUGCACGAGGCUGAGCAAGGUCUUACGGCCGAAAUCCGGUACAUGAACAACCUUCAAACACGCAAUGAAGAGGAUCUAAUGAGUAUAUCAAGUCCCACAAGCAUGGAUCAGAACCCAUGGACACUCCUUACUACACACUUCAGGGCGUCGACACUGGAGGGAAGAGAAGCCAUACCAUGCUGCGUGUGUGAAGCUCGCACAGCUAACGCCAUUUUCUUCAACUGCCACCAUGUUGUCGUCUGCAACCUGUGUGCAGCUGACGUGGAGUUCUGUCCCUUGAUUCACUGCGCCGCAGCGGUGAUCACCUUCAUGAGGAUUAUAUAAUGAACUGUGAGUUGAAAAAGACUCAAACCAGUAAUUUGAGUGUUUAGAAUG